Paramecium primaurelia is the source of this 321-nucleotide messenger RNA. Lineage: Eukaryota; Ciliophora; Oligohymenophorea; Peniculida; Parameciidae. The record is from the annotation of a GenBank genome assembly.
AUGCAACAAGGUGAAGAAAUAGAUAUGAAGGAAUUAGAAGAACUUAUCACAAAAAAGUGUAAGGCUAGAGAGGAAGAAGUAUAAAAGCAGGUCACCUAAGAAGUGACUAAAUAUAAAGAAGAAUGUGAAAAAAUUUUACAAAACAUACAAAAAGAGCAUGAAAAAAUCCAAAAGCAAUAUGGAUAAGAUUAAGAAAAUUUUGAAAAACAAGAAAAGAAUUAUAAAAUUAUAAGGCUUCUUUAAAUGAAAUUACCUAGAAAUUUGAAUAAGAAUAAUAAAAAAAUCUUUAAUUAAAAGAAGAUUUUGAAAAAGAGAAAAUGA